Neltuma alba is the source of this 1702-nucleotide messenger RNA. RefSeq names its product anaphase-promoting complex subunit 6-like. The coding region runs from base 12 to 1640 and encodes 542 amino acids. Gene Ontology annotation, biological process: cell division; protein ubiquitination; anaphase-promoting complex-dependent catabolic process. Gene Ontology annotation, molecular function: protein binding. The record is from RefSeq and is a predicted model, not a curated record. The transcript is spliced from 16 exons. Gene Ontology annotation, cellular component: anaphase-promoting complex; cytoplasm. Lineage: Eukaryota; Viridiplantae; Streptophyta; Magnoliopsida; Fabales; Fabaceae.
CCUAGUCGAAGAUGAGGGAGGAAGAAAUUGAGAAGCUUCGAGGUGUUGUGAGGGACUGCGUAAGCAAGCAUCUCUACUCUUCUGCCAUCUUUUUCGCAGACAAAGUCGCCGCCUUUACAAAUGAUCCCGCCGAUAUCUACAUGCAAGCUCAGGCCCUCUUCCUCGGCCGCCAUUACCGUCGUGCAUUUCAUCUCCUCAAUGCCUCUAAGAUAGUUCUCCGUGAUCUCCGCUUCCGCUACCUCGCUGCCAAGUGUCUCGAGGAGCUCAAGGAAUGGGAUCAAUGCCUCUUAAUGCUGGGUGAGGCUAAAGUGGAUGAACAAGGCAAUGUUUCAGACACAAAGGAUUCUAAUGUCAUGUACUUGGAUAAAGAUGGUGAAGACCGUGAGAUCAAUAUAUCUUCUGCAAUAUGUUUCUUAAGAGGCAAAGCACAUGAAGCUCUAGAAAACCGUGCCCAGGCUCGAUUGUGGUACAAAGCUGCCAUAAAAGCUGACCCUUUAUGCUAUGAGGCCCUGGAAUGUCUUAUUGAAAAUCACAUGCUCACGUGUGAGGAGGAAGCAAAUUUGAUUUCAUCAUUGCAAUUUGGUAGUGAAGAUGGAUGGCUUUCAUCAUUCUAUUCAUGCUUGAUAAAGAAGUAUGAGAAGGAAAAUGUUGUGGAAGCCAAGUUUCGAGACCUUGAGAACACAAGCUGCAAAAUUGACCAAUCUAAUCCUUCCUUCUUGCGUACGCUGAAAACCAACACUGACCUAUUAGCCUGCAAAGCUGAAUACUACAAUCAGUGCGGUGAAUAUCAGAAAUGUUUUGAGUUAACAUCUGUUCUGCUUGAGAAGGAUCCUUUCCAUAACAAGACUACCUUAGUACAUCUGGCAGCUGCAAUGGAGCUUGGACAUUCAAAUGAGCUCUAUCUGAUGGCAUGCAAUCUUGUGAAGGAUUAUCCUCAAAAGGCCUUAUCUUGGUUUGCGGUUGGUUGCUAUUACUAUUGUAUCAAGAAGUAUGACCAGUCCCGUCGAUAUUUCAGCAAGGCAACAAGUCUAGAUGGAACAUUUGCACCAGCCUGGAUAGGCUAUGGGAAUGCUUAUGCUGCUAAAGAAGAGGGUGAUCAAGCUAUGUCGGCUUACCGAACUGCAGCUCGUUUAUUUCCUGGGUGCCACUUGCCGACUCUUUACAUUGGAAUGGAAUGCAUGCGAACUCACAGCUAUAAGCUUGCUGAGCAGUUCUUUUUGCAGGCUAAGGCGAUUUGCCCCUCAGAUCCACUUGUAUUUAACGAACUUGGAGUUGUUGCCUACCAUAUGCAAGAGUAUAAUAAAGCAGUAUGGUGGUUUGAGAAAACAUUAGCCCUCAUCCCAUCCUCUUUAAGUGAAAUGUGGGAACCAACUGUAGUUAAUCUUGCCCAUGCCUACAGGAAAUUGAAGAUGUAUGAUGAAGCGAUUUCGUACUACGAGAAAGCACUUGCAUUAUCAACAAGAAGCUUGAGUACGUAUGCUGGUUUAGCAUAUACGUACCACUUGCAGGAUGACUUCACUACAGCUAUUACUUACUAUCACAAGGCUUUAUGGCUCAAACCAGAUGACCAGUUCUGCACUGAAAUGUUAAGUUGGGCUCUAAUGGACGAAAGCCGAUGUGGUGUGCCGACUAUCCCUUAGUUAAAUUCUGGUGAACUGUGAUUGAGUUUCUAAGGGGGUAGCUAUAUUCACCUCGUUACGUG